Molecule: messenger RNA, 1152 nt
Organism: Dromiciops gliroides (monito del monte)
Lineage: Eukaryota; Metazoa; Chordata; Mammalia; Microbiotheria; Microbiotheriidae
Gene: MRPL45
Product: mitochondrial ribosomal protein L45
Exons: 8
Coding region: 27-977 (316 amino acids)
Cellular component (GO): mitochondrion
Source: RefSeq, a predicted model, not a curated record
UUCCCGGCGGUCCCCGCGCGUACAACAUGGCGGCACCCGUGAGGCAGGGUGUGUUCUCCCUACCCCGGGCUCUGGGCUGGUGUUCUCGCCAGAGUUUAGAAGUCAAAUGUCCAGCCCAAGUGACCCAUCCCAUCACUGUGAUACCAGUGAGGACCAAGAAGCGCUUUAUACCCCCUCUUUAUGAGCCUAAAUACAAAACUGACAAGGAGUUUCGGGACCAUGCCCGCGCAGCGGGGAUUGUCAUCCCCAAAGAACGUCUUGAACGUCCCAUUCAUUUGGCCUGCACAGCUGGGAUUUUUGAUGCUUAUGUUCCUCCCGAGGGGGAUGCCCGCCUAACAUCCCUCUCCAAGGAUGGCCUGAAGCAGAAGACAGAGAAGCUAAAGCAGGGCGUGGUCUCACAGUUGGCAAUUCGGAAAGUGAGAGAAUACGAUGAUGAUUUCCGGAUUAAGACCUUCCCAGAAAUAGCGCAGCAGAUCUUUGUUGAAGCUCAUCAGUGCCUCAACACCUCAGACCAUGACCGACUUCAUGCCCUGGUAACUGAGCGCUGCUUCCCGGAAAUGGUGUGGGACGUCCAACUUAAGACAGUACGUUGGAGCUUUGUGGAAUCUCUGGAACCACCAAGGGUAGUUCAUGUUCGUUGCCCAGAUAUGGUGAGCGAGGGCAACGUAUAUGGCCAGGUCACCGUCCGCAUGCACACUCGCCAGACCCUGGCUAUCUAUGACCGAUUUGGGCGGUUAAUGUAUGGACAAGAAGAUGUGCCCAAGGAUGUGUUGGAGUAUGUGGUAUUUGAGAGACACUUAACAAAUCCGUACGGGGCCUGGAGAAUGCAUGGCAAAAUUGUCCCUGCCUGGGCCCCUUCUAAGGAACCCAUCCCCAAGACGGUGAUGAUCCCCGGCCCCAAACUCCAACCAUGGGAAGAAUAUGAAGAGAUGAAUGUGGAAGUUCAAAAGCCUCAGCCAGUUCAGUGGCAUAAGUAGGGUGGGAUGGGCAGGUCUAGUGAAUUGGCAUUGGGGUGUUUCACAGCACCUGAAACCAGGUUUUCCAAUUGCCAUGGCUCCUGGAAGCAAGAAGGAAGUCACCCUCAGUCAUGUUUUCCGUUCCAAGAGAGGGGGGCAGUUAUUUGAAAUAAAACCCUGUCAGAGUUGCAAACUA